This is a messenger RNA of Aspergillus tanneri, 3753 nucleotides long. Its product is annotated as putative cation chloride cotransporter. The coding region runs from base 1 to 3753 and encodes 1250 amino acids. Gene Ontology annotation, biological process: chloride ion homeostasis; cell volume homeostasis; potassium ion homeostasis. The transcript has 4 exons. Gene Ontology annotation, cellular component: membrane. Lineage: Eukaryota; Fungi; Ascomycota; Eurotiomycetes; Eurotiales; Aspergillaceae. Gene Ontology annotation, molecular function: potassium:chloride symporter activity. The record is from RefSeq and is a predicted model, not a curated record.
AUGCAGAGCGGGCGGAACCAAAUCGCCUCAGAGCCUAUGCCUCGGGGAAGGCCGAACUUCUCCACACGAACGGCAGAAGAAGAUGUUUCUAGAUUGGCUCCUGGUGAUUCAACACAUGCAUCUCCUGAGGAGUCCAGGUUUACCGACCUGAGAGCUGCGCUUUCUUUUCGUCCUUACGAACCGCUGAAUUCAUCGUCUUGCUCCUCCGGACGACAGCGUCACUCAAUGCCUUGGAAUUUCUUUGGGGAUAUCUAUCGGUGGCGGAGUCAACCUCGAGAUGAUGGAGAACAAGAUGCGUCGCCGGAGGAAAGGAUGCGUCCAAAUGUCUCUCUGCCUCCUGGUCCACUCCGAGAAUCAAGCGUGAAUCCAAAGGAGAAGAAUGAUCAGAAAAAUCGCUCCGUCGAUGGUAGUGAAAAGUUUGGAACGUUCUCUGGGGUGUUCGUCCCCACAACACUCAAUGUCUUGAGUAUUCUUAUGUUUCUUCGGUUUGGAUUCAUUCUUGGACAAGCUGGCGUAUUAGGAAUGUUAGGUUUGCUUGUUGUAUCGUAUACAAUUAACCUGGUGACUACAAUGUCCCUUUCUGCCAUUGCGACCAAUGGAACGGUCAAGGGGGGUGGUGCGUACUACCUGAUAUCUCGAUCGCUGGGGCCAGAGUUCGGUGGCUCGAUCGGAAUAGUAUUCUACCUGGGCUAUGUGCUGAAUACGGGUAUGAAUGCUGUCGGUCUAGUUGACUGCUUCACUCAGAAUUUUGGGACCAAGUCCGGCACCUGGGCCAAUUUUCUUGAAGAAGGGUUCUGGUGGCAGUAUCUCUGGGGAACCGUUGUCCUGGUGCUUUGCACUACCAUUUGUUUGGCCGGGAGCUCGAUCUUCUCUAGAGCGAGUAAUGGAUUACUUGUCAUUUUACUGCUGGCUAUUUUCAGCAUUCCCGUCUCCGCAUUAUUCAUGAAACCAUUCAGCAUCCCGGACCUUGGAGUAAAUUUCACCGGUGUCCGGCUUCAAACGCUCCUGGAGAACCUUAAGCCUAGGCUCACCAAAGGAGCUGCUGGGAGUCAACUCAAGGGAAGAGAAAAUUUCCAGGACCUCUUCGGAAUCCUGUUCCCAGCAACUGGAGGUAUAUUCGCUGGUGCAAGUAUGUCCGGUGACUUGAGAAACCCCAGCCGAUCUAUCCCCAAGGGCACGCUCUCGGGCUUGGCUCUGACGUUUAUCACUUAUACCGUCGUAAUUCUGGCGAUGGCGUCGUCGAUAACAAGGGAAUCAUUCUAUAAAAAUACGAACAUUGUUCAAGCUACAAGUCUCUCGGGCGUGGUUAUCCUUCUGGGUGAAUUCGCUACGUCUUUUUUCUCCUCAUUAAUGGGAGUCAUUGGCUCUGCAAAGCUUCUACAGGCAAUCGCACGAGACAGUUUGCUUCCUGGACUAAACUUCUUUAGCAAAGGCACCAUGACAAGUGACGAGCCAGUCCAUGCGAUUUUUAUGACUUUUGCAGUCGCUCAGCUCACCAUGCUUUUUGAUAUUAAUCAGAUUGCGUCCUUCGUCACCAUGACAUACCUUAUGACUUUCUUGGUAAUGAACCUUGCAUGCUUCCUCCUGAAGAUCGGGUCUGCACCCAAUUUUCGGCCGUCCUUCCAUUACUUCAAUUGGCAGACGGCUGCAACUGGCACGUUGGUGAGCGGGGCCAGUAUGUUCUUUGUCGACGGCGUGUAUGCUACUGGUUGUGUAGGCAUCUUAGUCGUGCUGUUUCUGCUGAUCCACUAUACUUCCCCACCAAAGCCCUGGGGCGACGUCAGCCAAAGUCUGAUCUACCAUCAAGUGCGCAAGUACUUACUGCGCCUUCGGCAAGAGCACGUCAAAUUCUGGAGACCCCAGAUCCUUCUUUUUGUGACUAAUCUGGACGAUCAGUUCAAAAUGGUCUCGUUUUGCAACUCCCUUAAGAAGGGAGCCUUAUUCGUGCUGGGCCACGUUCUUGUGACCGAUGACUUUACUUCUGCAGUACCGGAAGCUCGCCGCCAGCAGAGUGUGUGGACAAAAUUCGUGGAAAACUCAAAGGUAAAAGCGUUUGUCAAUAUUGCGGUAUCUCCUUCUGCGGAAUGGGGCGUCCGAAACGUUGUGUUGAACUCUGGCCUUGGGGGCAUGCGACCAAAUAUCGUGAUUAUUGACCAAUUUCGAAGGGAUCGGUCGUUGGCUGAGAUCCUACAGCCUUCCAUCUAUAAGAGGGAUCCCAACAGCCGACGUAACUCUCGCGACUUGCUAGCAGAAGCUUCGGAGAAUGACGUACAAAGCCCGCCAAUGAAAUGCCAGAGCUACGUGACGAUACUGGAAGAUCUUCUGUUCAAACUGCGAAUCAAUGUUGCUGUGGCUAAAGGGUUUGAGGACCUUGAGCUUCCUGGCCCCCAAGGCCAGCACACGAAGCAAUAUAUCGACCUUUGGCCCAUUCAAAUGUCUGCCGAGCUUGGGGCCGACAGUGAGAGCAAGCAGAAUGUCCUGACCAGCAACUUUGACACGUACACGCUGAUACUUCAGCUGGGUUGCAUCCUUAACACUGUCCCAUCGUGGAAAAAGACCUAUAGGGUUCGGGUGGCGGUGUUUGUGGAGUACGAAACAGAUGUUGAGGAUGAGCGCGGAAGGGUUGAAGCACUCCUCGAGAAAUUGAGGAUUGAAGCGGAAGUUUUGGUCUUCUGGCUCGCAUGUGGUGACCUGCAUGCUUAUCGAAUCAUAGUGAAUGGUGAUACUUCGCCUGAGACUGAGGACUUUCAAGAAAGAGUCCACACCACCCUGAAGGAUGAAGAGUGGUGGCAAGACCUUCAGACAGCACGCCGGACCGUAGGAGAGUCUCCAAGCCGGGAGAGUGUCCCCAGCUGGCAUGGUGCUUCAAGCCACGACCAUCAGUCAAAACAGUCGAGCCAAUUGGUUGGCGGGUUGAGGAAAUUCGUUCAGUCCUCUAAGCGACGACGCUCCAUUUCCAGCGUCAGGGGGUUUGGAGGUGUCAGCCUCGGCAUGCAGACCCAACGCUUACUUGAUGCCUUCGUUGAUUACGAUAAAUCGGAUACUUCUUCGAGCAAUUGUAGUGACGAUGGUGAGUUCGAGCCUUACUGCGAUGACAGCGGGGAAGAUGAUGUUGGCGAGGAAUCGGGCGAUGAAACUCAGGACAGUUUGCCUGGGCCUGCAGCAUUACACAAAACAAAACGGAGGGAGUCUAAAGGUACGCCUGUCGCUCGACAGGAUAUUCCAGCCAUCGUCGUCCCGGACGAAGAUGGUUCUCCCAAAAGUCAAACGAAGACUGCCCGGCCACCUGCGGCCCGUUCGCCUUCCAGUAACCGAUUCACCUCUUCACCAAUUCCCGAAGCUCGGGUCAAUACGAAUGAAGAUGCGGGCCCAUCAAUCAUGUUUGCGCCGAGCUCAUCACCUCCGCGGGCUGGAAACAAAAUGACGGAAUCGCAGUCUAUUUAUACGCGCCGUUCAUCUUCAGGGACGUCCAACCAACGAAUGGCAUCGGGGUAUCCCCGACAGGCGUCUAUCCCGUUGUCAUUUAAUGAUCUCCCCAGUCGGGCGCAGCAUCUAAUUUUGAACGAGCUGAUGGCUCAGCACAGCGGUGAUACGGCGGUCAUCUUUACGACGCUCCCUUCUCCAUUCGAAGCCACGGCGCAAAGUGAGGCGACCAGUGAAUCGUAUUUGAGUGAUUUGGAAGUCCUCUGGCAAGGGCUGCCGCCAUGCCUGCUGGUUCACAGUAACAGUAUGACUGUGACGAUGAACCUGUGA